Molecule: messenger RNA, 3461 nt
Organism: Fopius arisanus
Lineage: Eukaryota; Metazoa; Arthropoda; Insecta; Hymenoptera; Braconidae
Gene: stmA
Product: Protein EFR3 homolog stmA
Exons: 6
Coding region: 303-2762 (819 amino acids)
Biological process (GO): protein localization to plasma membrane
Cellular component (GO): plasma membrane
Source: RefSeq, a predicted model, not a curated record
AAAUAAAAUUGAAUUUUCUACGUUACGCGCCUGUGCGGAAGACGAUUAUUCUGGCACAGGCGCUUCGUCGGCGUUGACGUCAGAAGGGGAUGAAAUUAUUGGGGUUGUCUCGUGUUAUAGGGGUUAGUAGAGCACCGACGAGGGUCAUGAUUAUUUCGUGGCUGGAAAUUUGGUGCUUUUCUACGUACCACCUGCUGGAAUUUACUCCCGGAAUCAUGACCAGUCAACUCGGCAUAUUGAAAUAAUAAAUGGAGAUGCAAUAGGUGCACAUUCAAGUACAGAAAGAUUUAUUUUUACUCGAUAUGGCGCUUAUCAAGUGCUGUUUCGAGGUCGAAGCGCCGGAGGUCCUGGAGAGCGUCGUCAGGAAGUGCACUGAUCCUGGAUGCUGCUGCUGGUGCUGCUCGGCCCUCAGGCCAAGGUACAAGAGACUGGUUGACAAUAUUUUUCCAGUUAAUCCACAGGACGGUCUGGUGAAGAAUAACAUGGAAAAACUUACUUUCUACUCCCUGAGUAGUCCCGAGAAAUUAGAUAGAAUUGGUGAAUACUUAUUCCAGCGUGCUUCCAGAGAUAUUUAUAGACGACGAAAUGGCUUUGUCAUAAUUGCCAUGGAAGCCAUGGAUCAAUUAUUGCUAGCUUGUCACGCUCAAACGUUAAACCUCUUCGUUGAGAGUUUUUUAAAGAUGAUCCAGAAGCUCCUGGAAUCGACGGAUCCCCAGCUUCAGAUAAUGGCAACCCAGUCUUUUGUUAGAUUUGCCAACAUCGAAGAGGACACGCCGUCUUAUCACACACGUUACGAUUUCUUUGUAUCAAAGUUCUCUGCAAUGUGCCACGCCAACCACGACGACUUGGCAAUACGCAAGCAGAUUCGACUCGCCGGCAUACAGGGGCUGCAGGGUGUCGUGAGAAAAACACUGAGCGAUGAUCUUGUCGAAAAUAUUUGGGAAUCUAUUCACAUGGAUAAGAUUGUACCCUCUUUACUCUAUAAUAUGCAGAAUUCCAGGUAUGCUGAUAAAGAAGGUACAACUCCAGACAGUCCAACAGAGGAGCGUUCUGAUCCUCCACAGUUUGCAGAGACCUGCAUGCGAGAACUAGUGGGUCGUGCAUCAUUCGGUCACAUUCGGUGUGUCAUUCGACCUGUUUUGCGGCACCUAGAUAAUCAUCAGCUAUGGGUUCCCAAUUAUUUCGCCAUUCACACAUUUCGGAUUAUUAUGUUUUCAAUUCAGUCCCAAUACUCCUACACAGUGGUGGAGGCUCUGAUGACGCACCUAGACGAGAAUUCCAAGUCCUCCCCAAAGAUUCGCACCAGCAUAGCUGACACUCUUUCAAAAAUAAUUUCAAUCGCCGCAGGAGAGAGCGUGGGUCCCUCAGUCCUCGAAAUAAUAAACUCUCUGCUCUCUCAUCUGCGAAUAUCAGUAACCAGAAACCAGCACUCGAGCCCAGAUGAGCAGCUGUACCAAGAGGCCCUGAUAAAUGCCCUGGGAGAAUUUGCAAAUCACCUCCCAGAUUACCAGAAAAUUGAGAUAAUGAUGUUUAUAAUGAGUAAAGUACCAUACAGCCAGCCAGACCGUCUGGUGUCAGUGGCCAAAGGUGAUGUCCUUCUGCAGAGUAUUCUCCUGAAAUCCCUGUUAAAAGUCGGUUCCAAAUACCAGACAAUCCACCUCAACACGACAUUCCCUCCAUCCUUCUUGGAUCCCCUCCUACGAAUGUCACUGGCAGCUGAUGCCGAGAUGCGUCUGCUAGUCCAGAAAAUCUUCCACACUCUGAUAGAUCGUCACCACAACAUCGACAAGCUGGCGAAGCCCUCGAUAAAUCCCAUGGAGCUGGAUCUGGCGAUCGAGAAAUCCUCUCGCCCCGACGUCAUCUUUAUCAGAAAACAUGGCCCUGAGAUUUAUCUGGCUCUCUACGAAUCCCUGGAGUUAUCCAGCAACUCGGUGGAGAAUAUUGAGGCCAUUUACACGACUCUGGCACUCCUCAUCGUCGAACUAGCAUCUGAGGAUACUGUCCUGGAGCAAUUGAGACUUGUACUGAGUCUGCAGGACUUGGCACUCACCAGCAGUCAGAUUAGCAGUGCUCUCAAGUUCAAUCUUCAUGCCGUUGUCAUCAGUCUGCUGAUGAUGAUAGCUCAUGUCUGCAAUAUUGGAAGUCUCAUGGAGUACAGUAUAAAGAUUGUUGAGGCAAGGCGGAGGGAGGGAGGGCAUUUACUACCUGAGUUGAGGGGGCAAUAUCUUGGGGAAUUCCAGAGGGUGGCUGGAGGAGUGUUGGUGGAUCAGGGGAUUGUCACUGAGUGCCUCAAGACUGCUGGAUUGGAUGCUAUGAAACUACAGCAAGGAUCAGGCUACAGCAGUUCAUCCCUGCAGCACAGACACUCCUGGGUGGACAGUGCUGGCAGAAAUUCCAUUGCUGAUAUUAAUGCUGGAAAUAAUGAGUUGGAUUCUGGGGCUAGCUCACCUGGAGUCUCCAGGAAACUCGUGGAGGAGCUCACUUUCGAGAGCAUGAAGAAAAUUCUCACUGAGUGCAAUAAUAGUCAGGGGCUCGAGGAGGAGAAGAGGGCACAGCUGUCUCAGUACUUCAGGAAUGCAACGUUUCAAGAUCUCGUUUCUAAGACUCAGCCUAAGGGGGAUGUACUCCAGAGCAAAUUGUCGGAUAUUUUUAAUUCACUUACGAUGGAGGGGAGAAAUGUUGCUGUGCCGAGUGUACAGGUUGAGAAUAAGGUCAAUGUGCCGAGUUAUGAGGUACAUUUCCCUGAGUUGUUCGUUUAUUAAGAGGAAAAUUUAUCUGCGAAAUUGUUUUUGGGAGAGAUCUUAUGCUAAUGGAAAUAUUAUUUCGCGAAUCCCCUGAGUCUUUCUAUUCAAUUUUUUCGCGCGUGGAAUGAUAAAAAGUUAUGAUGUUCAUUAGGAACAAAGCUGCUUCGAUGGUACAAGAGUUUAUUAAAAAAAAUCACAAAGGCUUGUGAGGCGUUGGAGGUAUUUUCGGUUAGAAUUGUUCUUAAAAUAAAUGAGAUGAUUGAAAAUGGAAAAUCCUUAAUUCACGACUAAUUUCAAUUGCAAGGAUUGAUGAAUAUGAUAUUAUGGGAUUUUAAUUGUCGUUGCUUAAGCAGGAUGAAGACAAUUUUUUCACGUUUUGUUAAUGAUAUUUUCGUGGGGGAUGAAAGGUUUUAGGAAGAAGUGACGGUUUGGGGGGAAUUUUAUGUGUUAUAAAUGGAGCUCACGCUUUGCUCUGAUCACUUGUUUCCAAAAUGCACAGUUAGUAGAAAUUAUGGGUCAAUUUGUUACGUUUACCAAUUCAUUAACCAUGGGUUCUUUUUUAUUCUGCAAUUAUGCACAAUUCCAAGGUAUUUUUGUAUUAAUGCCGUCAUGUUGAUAUUUACUGCGGUAUUAUUAUAACACGACAAAUCAUGCUAUUUAUUUAUUGUUCAUUUUUGUGCUGAAGUAUUGUGAAGUAAUAAAGUUUAUUAGACAAUA